Molecule: messenger RNA, 774 nt
Organism: Babesia sp. Xinjiang
Lineage: Eukaryota; Apicomplexa; Aconoidasida; Piroplasmida; Babesiidae
Gene: bkdB
Product: putative 2-oxoisovalerate dehydrogenase subunit beta
Exons: 1
Coding region: 1-774 (257 amino acids)
Biological process (GO): branched-chain amino acid catabolic process; response to nutrient
Molecular function (GO): catalytic activity
Source: RefSeq, a predicted model, not a curated record
AUGGCAGCCUUGGGAGCCAAUGCAAUUGCUGAAAUUCAGUUUGCGGAUUAUAUUUUCCCCGCUUUCGACCAAAUUGUUAACGAGGCAGCCAAAUUUAGGUAUAGAUCUGGCGGUAGCUGGGACGUUGGCAAACUCACAAUACGUUCGACUUGGGGUGCGGUUGGACACGGUGGAUUGUAUCAUUCACAAUCGCCAGAGUCGCAAUUUGCGCAUGCAGCAGGGCUUAAAAUAGUAGUCCCCAGAGGCGCUUACCAAGCUAAGGGAUUGUUGCUGAAGUCCAUAAGGGAUCCCAACCCUGUCAUAUUCUUCGAGCCAAAGGCCUUAUACAGAGCGGCCGUUGGAGACGUACCUGUAGGAGACUACGAACUCGACCUUUCAAAGGCAGAUGUGGUAAGAGAAGGGAAAGAUGUUACAAUGGUUGGCUAUGGUAGCUCUGUGGACUUGAUGCUUAAAGCUGCCGAGCAGGCGAAAGAACAGUUUGGAAUAGAAGUGGAAGUUAUAGACUUGCAGACCAUCCUCCCGUGGGAUGUCGAUACGCUGGACAGGUCAGUAUCCAAAACAGGGCGAUUAGUUAUUACACACGAGGCGCCUAAGACGCUAGGUAUGGGUGCUGAAAUAGCCGCUACUAUGGCUGAGAGGCACUUCUUCAAGCUGGAAGCUCCCAUAGAAAGGGUAUGCGGAUACGAUACCCCUUUCCCUCUCGCUUUCGAGAAGUUCUAUUUGCCGGAUCAGUUUAAAUUGUUGGAUGCCAUCAGGCGUGUCUGCCAAGUUUGA